This is a messenger RNA of Octodon degus (degu), 1817 nucleotides long. It is a transcript of the gene Lims1, whose product is annotated as LIM zinc finger domain containing 1. Gene Ontology annotation, biological process: cell-cell junction organization; cell-cell adhesion; positive regulation of integrin-mediated signaling pathway. Gene Ontology annotation, cellular component: focal adhesion; cytoplasm; cell-cell junction. The coding region runs from base 84 to 1385 and encodes 433 amino acids. Lineage: Eukaryota; Metazoa; Chordata; Mammalia; Rodentia; Octodontidae. The record is from RefSeq and is a predicted model, not a curated record. The transcript has 10 exons.
CACAGGCAGGUGUGCUGAGCGCUGUGGCAUGCCAGGGCGGUGAGCCAGUGCCGUAGCGGGCGCCCAGCAGAGCUGCAGAGAACAUGAUGGCCCUGCAGCUCAAGGGGCUCUUGCACUCUGGGCUGUACCGCAGGAGGCGUGAGCGGCCUGACAGCGCGAGGCCGCCCGGGGCAGGGCGCAGCAGGUUGAGCAACAUGGCCAAUGCCCUGGCCAGCGCCACCUGUGAGCGCUGCCGAGGGGGCUUUGCGCCCGCCGAGAAGAUUGUGAACAGCAACGGCGAGCUUUACCAUGAGCCCUGCUUUGUGUGCGCUCAGUGCUUCCAGCCUUUCCCUGAGGGGCUCUUCUAUGAGUUUGAAGGCAGGAAGUACUGUGAGCACGACUUCCAGAUGCUCUUCGCUCCCUGCUGCCACCAGUGUGGUGAAUUCAUCAUCGGUCGUGUCAUCAAGGCCAUGAACAACAGCUGGCAUCCCGAGUGCUUCUGCUGCGACCUCUGCCAGGAGGUGCUGGCAGACAUUGGCUUCGUGAAGAACGCUGGCAGACACCUGUGCCGCCCCUGUCACAAUCGAGAGAAAGCCCGGGGCCUGGGGAAGUACGUCUGCCAGAAGUGCCACGCCAUCAUCGACGAGCAGCCCCUGGUCUUCAAGAAUGACCCGUACCAUCCCGACCACUUCAACUGUGCCAACUGCGGGAAGGAACUGACUGCUGACGCCCGGGAGCUGAAGGGGGAGCUCUACUGCCUGCCGUGCCAUGACAAGAUGGGGGUGCCCAUCUGUGGGGCCUGCCGGCGGCCCAUCGAGGGCCGCGUGGUGAACGCCAUGGGCAAGCAGUGGCACGUGGAGCAUUUUGUUUGUGCCAAGUGUGAGAAGCCAUUUCUUGGACAUCGCCAUUAUGAAAGGAAGGGCCUGGCGUACUGCGAAACCCACUACAACCAGGUACAGACAGCAGGGCUCCCUCCAUGUAGGGAUUCACGCUCCACACAACUCUGCCUACCAGGACAUGGGUGGGAAAGAGGAUUUGAGCCCUGGUCUCAGUGCGUGAGCGCUGUGCGCCACAUCCAAGCGCUUCACUUCAGGGAACCGAGCUGGUCCUCCAGAGAGAGGCGGAGGAAAGCGCCGGCCCAGCCCCUGCCCGUGCCCAAGGAGCAGCCCCACCCUGCCCCCGGCGGCACACCAGUGACCAUCUCUCUCCCCGCAGUGGUCUCGGCCCUGAACAAGGCCUGGUGUGUGAACUGCUUCUCCUGCUCCACCUGCCACACCAAGCUGACCCUCAAGAAUAAAUUCGUGGAGUUUGACAUGAAACCCGUCUGUAAGAAGUGCUAUGAGAAAUUCCCGCUGGAGCUGAAGAAAAGGCUGAAGAAGUUAGCCGAGACUUUAGGCCGGAAGUAACCCGCCCCGCUCUGGCCUCCGCGCGGCGCCCUGCGCCCUCCCCGAGCAGGUGGGCGGCGGCCAGUUUUCUUUACUCCCUUUUCUCAUUAAGGAAAUUUAAAAGCCCCAAAAAGUUAAAUGUAACUUCAAAGUUAAAAGGAGUCAGCCUUUACCUGACUCUGAUGUUUUCUAAGCGUAACAAUGCUUUACUUUGUAUUCAAAAGAAAACUACUUCUGGUUGCUGUUGGGGAAGAUGCAGGGGUACAGCCAAACUACUAGUUCUCAAAUAACAUCACUACAAGACCAGUGUACUCAGAACUACCUGGUGUUAUUUUUGUUAAAUGCAGCAAUUAUUGAGCUUAUUUUUUAUUGUGUAAGCUUCCUUCAUACAAUUACUGAACAGUUAACGGUAGCUAGCUAAUAGUAUGUCUCUUUAAAUUUUGUUUAAAAUAU